UGGCAAACGUUGAAGACCGGCGACGGCUUCGGGUGGGACAGCUUUCCUUGGCCUAUGUUCAAACGGCCAUCAGAGCCAGAAGACAUCACCACCACCCAGGUUGGCGCAUACGUCUUGUCCCCUCAUUCUCCUUCGACAAAGAGUUCGAAAGAUCGCAUCAAGGAUCACAUAAAACGUUGGCAUCCGGAUCGGUUUGAGACAAAGAUUUUGCCGAAGGUAGUGGAGGAGGACCGCGAGAAGGUGAAGGCCGGCGCCGGCUGGGUCGCUCGUUCACUGAACGAACUGCUGAGUCGA
This is a messenger RNA of Stereum hirsutum FP-91666 SS1, 294 nucleotides long. RefSeq lists its product as uncharacterized. The record is from RefSeq and is a predicted model, not a curated record. The annotation marks the transcript as partial. The transcript has a single exon. NCBI's taxonomy places the organism in Eukaryota, Fungi, Basidiomycota, Agaricomycetes, Russulales, Stereaceae.